UGUUGUAACCUUCUUUGCUUCUCAGGAUGGGCAGCCAUUUUGUCAGUACACGGCAAUGCGAAGAAGAGAAAAGAAAAUCUCAAGAGGAGAAAUAGUGAGGGGUAUGAAGCUAGCAUGUGGAACAUGAUGAUCGCAGGGUUUCGUUUGGUUUGGUGCUGCUAUUUUCGCUGUCAGCUGACAUCAUAGGCGAGUGCGCAAAGGUCUUCAAUAUGGUUCUUGAAAGGAUGUGUACGAUAAAUGAGCUCGUCAGAGAAAUCAACCUCAUUAAGAUAGGAUCAUGUCAUCCAGCACUGAAUCAGCAGACAAGAAGGCCACUCCUAAGAAGAAGACUAAGGGGAGCUAUGCAGUAGGGCUUCUAAAUCUAGCUGGGACUGCUACGAGGAGAGCAUGGGAAGAUGGUACUCUCGUUCGAACGCCAAAGGAGCUCCUGACGCAAUACAAUCCUCUCGAGAGCAGCGCAUCGUAUUCUUACACAGCGUUGCCUACAGACACAAGUAUACGGCUCUUAGAAGUCAGUGCUUCCAAUCCGGGAGACCUGAUUCAAUGCAAGCUACAUGUAGUAGAUCUGCAGGACAGACCAAAAUAUAUCGCAUUGUCGUACUCAUGGGAGAGAGAUGGUUCGUGGACAAAAUUCGCCGCUGGCAUUGCCGGAUCCAUAGCAGGCGAUGGGCUACGGCAUAUGGGAAUCAAGCUGCCCAAAUCUGAGGACAAGGACGGUGAUGCUGACGGCGAUAGCAAGAGCAAGCGGGUGAUGUUGUGCGACGGCAAGAGAUUCCUUAUACAGCCGAACUUGCACGAUGCACUUCUGCAGUUUAGACGAACAGCGCCGGGCUAUUAUUGGGUCGACGCAGUUUGCAUGAAUCAGAAUGAUAACGCCGAGAAGACAAAGCAGCUUCGGAUGAUGAGCGAUAUAUACCGUCAAGCCGAAUCAGUCGCCAUUUGGCUAGGGAAGUGCCCGCAAGUGCUCUCCCGAGGAGUCGCUCGCUUUGAGGCAGCGCAAGGCAACAUCGGGCCCAUGGAAGGAGAGGACGAGAAGGCAGGGAGGAUAAAAAUGAUAGGCGACGAUUCCGAGCCGCACGCUUUCCUUGGUGCUGCGUAUCUACUAUCUCGUCGCUGGUUUGGAAGGUUGUGGGUGUUGCAAGAAUUCUGUCUCGCCAGACGUAUGCACAUUCAAUUUGGAGAGCAUCACAUCCGGCCGGAAACCAUCGUUGGCCUGAUCCAGUCCUUCAAAGAUCUGCUUGAGGGGAGGAAGAGUGGCGAUGAAAAGAAUUCGAGCGAACUCGGACUUGCGAACUUAUUUCGUCCCAUUUGGGGAUUGCACAUCAAAUUUGUUCCGCCUCUAUUUGAAUCUCGCGAGCUCUUCCAACAAGGCAUGAAAUGGUCUCUGGAAGAAUGGCUCCAGAUGACUCGCGGGCGAUCAGCCACGGACACCCGAGACUUCACUAACGCGAGCUUUGCUCUCGUACGAGAAUCAUCACUGACUAUAGACCAGAGCAUACAGCUCGAAGAUGCGAUCCCAUCGUCACAAUCCGGGCCAAGGUUAUGGCCCCGCCUACAUGCAACGGCUGAAGCAGACAGAUUUGAAGUAUUCCUUAACUUGGCCGCAUGUCUUCUCACGCAGUCCCAAUCUGCAUUUCUCCUUUCUCUCGGAGCACUAGGCAAUGAUCCAAAUCUGCCGACUUGGAUGCCCGAACCAGGGGGGUCUAUUGCAGGCUUUAUUGAACCGUUCGUGUAUCAGAAGGGGACAGAUUUUGGGGCUUGCGUAACGUCCCUCGCUUCACCUAAGAUUUCUCCUGAUGGGCGGACUCUCUACCUACAAGCUGCUCGUCUGGGAACAGUAGAGCACGUGUUCCAACGGAAGAUGAUCUUCGCUUUCAAUCUUAUUGAUACGGGGGACGAUAUGAUCGCUUUUUUGGAAUUCGCGGCGAAGAUCCCAACGGAAUACGGUCCUUCAAAAGAGAGUGGAUUCGAUGCAUUGGCUCGGACUCUUGUUGUAGAUUCCAUGUUAAACGGCAAUCCUGUCGUUGCACUGACCGAAUAUUUGGAUACGGAGGUCGCGAUGUUUCGCCGCAAGUUGGAUAGGCUGAGCAAACCAAAACCGCAGCCGAGCGGCGUAGAGGGUUACCUUGCUCAGAAGCUUGACGUCCACAGGGGUGAACCCAGCGAGGGAGAAGCAAAGACACUAGCAACCAGGUUGGACGAAGCGUGGGCUAAGCUGAAGUCUUUAUACCCAGAUAAGCCCUGGUCCUCAUUCGAUGCGAAGCCUGGCCAGGAGCGAUCCAGCGACUACCGGAACUUUGUGGACGUCGGGCUGAAAGUCAAUGGCUGGAGGGCUUUAUUUCUUACAAAAGAAGGGCGCCUUGGCCUCGGAGGCUUCUGGAUCAAAAAGGGAGAAGUAGUGAUGUUAGUGGAGAGCGGCUAUGUGCCGUAUGUAUUUGAGCCCGCACCUGUAAAUGCGAAAGAGCAGGUGAAAAAGGCAACAGAAGAAAUGGAAAAUCUUCGCAAGAAACCCCAGCCACUAUCACAGAAGAACGAAAAGGAAUAUAAGAAACUGGAGGAGACGUUGAAUCAUCUGCAGAGCAGGAUGAGCAAGCAAAGUGGUGCGUGGACGCUCAACGGCGAGGCAUAUGUGCACGGUGUCAUGCAUGGAGAAGCUAUGGAUGGAUCUCUGGCUUUUGAGCCGAUCGCUAUAAACUAAGUAGUUGAAUAAUAUACCAAUUCAAUUCGAAGAAGUACGCCAAAUUCCGGUGCCUUUUCCCCCUAUCACCUGAAAUUAUGAGUUCUCCGAAAUACAUAUCGGUAGUAUUAUCGACCAACUCGCAUUUAAACCCAGUAUGCUGUCGAUAAUCUGUUCAAGCGUAUCCAGUCCGAACGGCUUCAUGCCAUCAUAUUGGAGGUCCCUUAUUUGAAGUCCGCAAGGCUCAGCUCGCGUAACAUCUCAAAGUGAAG
Xylaria bambusicola is the source of this 2949-nucleotide messenger RNA. RefSeq names its product heterokaryon incompatibility protein-domain-containing protein. The transcript is spliced from 4 exons. Bases 278 to 2698 code for a protein of 806 amino acids. The record is from RefSeq and is a predicted model, not a curated record. Lineage: Eukaryota; Fungi; Ascomycota; Sordariomycetes; Xylariales; Xylariaceae.